UAUUUGUGUUUUUCGUUGUUUCUUAGGAAUUGUCGGAAUCCCAAGUUGCCGAAAUCCCUGUUCCCCUCUCUCUCUAUAAAUCAUUACCCUCAUUUUCUCUCUCAUACACUUUCAUUCACCCACAGACACACAGAAGGAUGGGAGCCUGUGCGACGAAGCCAAAGGUUCUCAAGCCUGACUCCGGCGACGCUCCGGCUCCGGCUCCGGCGCCAGAGCCUUCUCCGGAGAAGACGGUGCCCGAAACUAAACUGGAGGAUGGCACCAGCGACGCCCAGGGCACGGAGAUCGUCGAUGAAGACAAGGUGGAUUCUAAGCCUCGUUGUCUCAGCCAUUUGUUCAAUGAUCAGGAGAAGACAGCAGCAGCGGAUCCAUCGGAGAAGGAAGAGAUCCCACCGGAAUCUGAGAAGAAAAUGAACCCACCGCCGGAGGAGAAGCCGUCUGAAACUAUCCCACCGGAAACAGAGAAGAAAAUAAACCCUCCGACGGAGGAGAAGCCGUCUGAGACCAACCCACCGGAGCCGGAGCCACCAGUUUCCGACUCUGUUACAGAAAAUGCAGGACCAAUUGAAAGCAAUAUCAAAGUCGAAGUUCCCGAUGAGAACAAGCCUCCGCCUGAGAAGACAGAGUCGCCGGAGAAACCCACUGAAACAGAGGAACCAGUGAUCAAAGUAAUCAGCAAUUAAGAAAAGCUUGGUGUGUCACUUUUUUUUCUUCCCUUUUUUGAGAUAAACCGAGUAAUAAUAAAUCAGUCUUCUGAGAAUUAUUGAA
Molecule: messenger RNA, 768 nt
Organism: Cucurbita moschata (crookneck pumpkin)
Lineage: Eukaryota; Viridiplantae; Streptophyta; Magnoliopsida; Cucurbitales; Cucurbitaceae
Product: pollen-specific leucine-rich repeat extensin-like protein 1
Exons: 2
Coding region: 138-683 (181 amino acids)
Source: RefSeq, a predicted model, not a curated record